UUAUUUUAAUGAAUAUUAGUUAUAAUGAAGCCUAAUAAGAUAGCUGGUUUAAUCAUGGGACAUUUUGUUUAUAUAUAUAUAUAUAUAUUUAUUUUAAUGAAUAUUAGUUAUAAUGAAGCCUAAUAAGGUAGCUGGUUUAAUCAUGGGGCAUUUUGUUAACAGUUGGUGCAUAUAGGCCGCUUAUUGAAAAAGAACAAGAAAAAAUAGAAAUAAAAGCACAUGAUGUUGUCCUUUCAUUGGCACAAAAAAGCGUCCAGACAUAAUUUCUAAAUAAUGUUUUUUUUAAUUAAAGUUAAACAGAAAUAUGUCGCCUUUAAUACGCAGCAAAGCAAACAUUGCUUAUAUAAAUAUAUUAAAUGUAUAUGCUUAUAUUAAAUAUGGCAAAAUCACCAAACAUGGUGAUUUUGCCAUAUUUUUAAGAAAAUAAUAUACCUUUUACACAUUAAUAUCUUGUGUUUUUUUUGUUAUACGAACGAAUGUGCAUUAUGAUGAAGCUAAAAACUAGUCUAACUGCUCUUUUGCACUUUAAGAUUAUAACAUUUUAUGGUUGAGUGAUGGAAACAAAACCCCUCUUGUUGUUUUCCUCUAGAGGAGGCUUCUGCUAUUAUGCGCAAAGAUGGGCAGAACUGCUGCAGUCCAAAUUCCUUUUUUGUGCGAGGACAAUUUACAACUUGGUAAUAGACCUUUUUAUGUGCCUCCAUCGCCUGUCAUUGGAUGCCACUGGUCAUGUGUGAGAGGCAAACGUCUUCAUGGCUCUUUUCCUGAUUUCCCAGGCGAUUUUUUCUUCCCACUGCAUUCUGCUUCUAUAUGGCGUUCAAACCGAUGCUGCACGGUCGGGCUUUCUUUAAAAAAAAAAAAAAAAUUGCAUUCGUUUCAUAAACGUCUGAUCAGCACAUAUUUGCACCACUGAGCUGCUCAUUCUGCUGGAUGACAAGAGGAGCAACUUUCUACAUAUCUGACCUCUCCACACACACAACAGCAGCAGCAGCAGCAGCUCUUCACUGCUUCAUUAUCCAAAAAUGCUCUGCAGAGGUAAACCUCCAAGAAUCAACAUGGAUUACCUCCCAACUAUAGGUCGAGGUGGGAGCAGUGAUGAAUGCGUGAGGGAGAUAAAAGAGAUUUGCGCAGAUUUCGGUCACAGACUGGAGCAACGGUGGGAAACACCAAUCACGUGAAUAAACAACACCCAUGCCAUUGGAUAGAGUUGCACUGGCUUAUUGGCUUUGAAUCCAUAAAAAAAAAUGCAGAAAGCAACAUACUACGAUAACUCUGGACUUUUUGGAAGCUACACCUUCCCCAAACCAGACUCUUACAACUAUGGCCCAGCUCACCAGUCCUACCCAGCUUCUAGCAUUGACAAUGACUACCAGGCCUCAGUGUGUCCCAUCCAGACCUCCUCUGUUGUCACCAGGCCACCGACCCUCAAAGACAGUGACCUGAAUGGAGACUGCAUGCGUCAAAGCAGCAGUCAAAGCAGCAGCAGCAACAGCAGCAGCCAAGCCACCAGUAUUAUUGUGGAGCAGCAGGCUCCUCCACUGUCUGCAUCCUCUCCAGGCUCCAUCAGCUCUGCAGCCCAGAAGAAGAAGUCCCCAUCCGGCAACAGCUCUUCCAGUACUGCCACACCAACUCUCACCAAGCAGAUAUUCCCCUGGAUGAAGGAGACCAGGCAGAACUCAAAGCAGAAGGGCAACAACUGCACCAGUGCAGGUAGAGACCCUGAUGGUGGCGAGUUGAGUGAUGAGAAGAGCCCACCUGGACCAGCCUCCAAACGGGUCAGAACCGCGUACACCAGCGCGCAGCUGGUGGAGCUGGAGAAGGAGUUUCACUUUAACCGAUACCUGUGUCGCCCGAGGAGAGUGGAGAUGGCCAAUCUGUUGAAUCUCACCGAGCGCCAAAUAAAGAUCUGGUUUCAGAACAGGAGGAUGAAAUACAAAAAGGACCAGAAGUCUAAAGGGCUGGCUCACUCUCCCCUGGGACACUCCCCGGACAGGAGCCCGCCAAUGAGUGGCCCAAAUCACAUUGGAUACUCCGGCCAGCAGCUCCAAAACGUGAGCAGCCUCAGCUAUGACGCGCCGUCGCCUCCAUCCUUCGCCAAGCCGCAGCAGAACAUGUACGGCCUGGCCGCCUACACUGCACCCUUAGGCGGAUGCAUCCCGCAGCAGAAGAGGUACUCCGAGUACGACCACCACAUGCAGCAGAGCAACAGCAGCUUUGCCAAUGCAAAUUUGCAAGGCAGCCCAGUUUAUGUGGGUGGGAACUUUGUUGAUUCCAUGCCAGCCUCUGGUCCCAUGUUCAACCUGGGUCACCUUCCUCACCCAUCAUCCACCAGCGUGGACUACAGCUGUGCGGCUCAGAUCCCAGGAAACCACCACCAUGGACCCUGUGAUCCACAUCCCACAUACACAGACCUCACCUCUCACCAAGCGUCUCAGGGAAGGAUUCAGGAAGCGCCUAAACUCACGCAUUUGUAAUAAUAAUAAUAAUGUGGUUUUAUUGUGUGUGUGUGUGUGUGUGUGUGUGCGUGUGCGCGCGUGUGUGUGUGUAUGUGUGCCAAAAUUUAUGUUGCGCUCUUUUUUUAUUACCUCACUAGUCUAAUAACUACACUCCCAAGCGGAGUCGUGUUGUAUUAUUAUUACAGUAUUAUUGAUAUUACUAUUAAUGUGUAAUUAUUUUCUAAAUAAUAAUACAGCUUUUUGUCCAUUUCUGUUGAAUAUAUUUGGGCAGCCUGGUUGUUCCUUUUUUCUUUGUUUUGUUUUUUUCUCUCAAGUGCAAUGCGCAAUUUUUUUUUUUGACUGAAUAUUUCAUGCUGUUACUUGAAGGUAAGUCUUGUAGAAGAAGAAGAAGUAGAAGCUCAUCUUUAGGGAGAAGGACUUUUAGGGACAUUUUCUGUCCUGUUUUGUAUAGGAUCUCAUUCUCCUCACGGGCAUCCUAUUUAUUUAUUUUUGUAUUAUUUUUUGCAUAAUCUUUUCAUACUAGCAUAUAGCCUAUUUAUUAUUUAAUUACUUUUUGUAUUGCACAUUAUUUAUCGUUUAUAUGCGAGUAUUUAUAAGUGUGGAGUUUUUGUUUUUUUUGUAAGAUUGGACAGAUCAGUGCACUUGGAAAGUGUUGGCAAAACAGGGUUUGAAAAAUGCUAUUGACUCGCAGUGUAUUGUUGAAAAAAGAGCAUUUCUAAUUGUAAAUCUGGGGAUAAAUGGGACAUCUGAUAGUGUAUAAACACCACUACGUGUCCAUGGUUAAUCUUGUGUCAAAACCUAAAGCAAAACGUAGACUAUCGAGAAAUAUUAUACACACCAGCAUGUCAUUUCGUGUAGUCCAUUACUAUUUUUGAUUUGUCUUCCAUUGUUAUUCCAUUCAGUUGGAUAUCCAUAAAUUUAUGAAACCCCUAAUGAUAUUGAAAUGUUAUAUUUUAUUGUGUUUAACAUUUUGUAAAUAAAGUGCUCAAACUUGU
Sebastes umbrosus (honeycomb rockfish) is the source of this 3448-nucleotide messenger RNA. RefSeq names its product homeobox D3a (gene hoxd3a). Lineage: Eukaryota; Metazoa; Chordata; Actinopteri; Perciformes; Sebastidae. Gene Ontology annotation, biological process: regulation of transcription by RNA polymerase II. The coding region runs from base 1242 to 2471 and encodes 409 amino acids. Gene Ontology annotation, cellular component: nucleus. Gene Ontology annotation, molecular function: DNA-binding transcription factor activity, RNA polymerase II-specific; RNA polymerase II cis-regulatory region sequence-specific DNA binding. The record is from RefSeq and is a predicted model, not a curated record. The transcript has 4 exons.